GCACAAAUGGGCUCUGUUGCUGUUUGUUCUCUUGGUAAUGGUUAGACAGAUCAUAUGUGUAAAUGUCUUAAUUACAGCUAAACUUUCAUAUAUGAUUUGGAAGGCAAAGCCAUGUGAACUUCAAAUGCUUAUGUCUCUUGCAAAUUUGUCAAACCUUCCCAAAUGACUUCAGAACCACUUAUUCAGAAGCCUUAGAUAUGUGUGCAUUCCAACAGUCCAUUCAUCUAUAUAAGGGUGCAUAAUCACACAAACGGAAUCAUCAAGUCCUCACAUUCUCCACUACAAAAUAUUUUUGUGCACUCUAAUACUUCUUCUAAAGAAAAACACAAAGAAAGAACAACAUGGCAUUUGGAUUGUCUGGCUUUGUUCAGGGCAAGAAGGCUCUUCGAAGAUCACUUUCAGGCAACAAAGAAGCAACUUUGAAGUCUUCAACCAUUCCAAAGGGCUACUUUGCUGUCUAUGUUGGAGAAGAUCAGAAGAAGCGCUAUGUAGUACCUGUUUCGUACCUAAAUGAGCCUGCAUUUCAAGACUUGCUGAGUAUGGCAGAAGAAGAAUUUGGAUAUGAGCAUCCGAUGGGUGGACUCACAAUUCCAUGCAGAGAAGACAUCUUCAUUGAUAUCACAUCUCUGUUGAAUUGAUUGAUUGUACUAUGUAGCAUUGACAUAGAUUGACAGAAACACAAUUUUGUAUAUCAUAUACUUUUACCCUUUUUUUCUUAGAGAAAAGGGAGUUUUUUUUACUCUCUGAGAAACUAGUAAAUAGAAAUUACUCAUUUGAUUAAUACAUGUUCUCUUUUCGGUUGAAUUC
Humulus lupulus (European hop) is the source of this 807-nucleotide messenger RNA. Its product is annotated as auxin-responsive protein SAUR21-like. The transcript has a single exon. The record is from RefSeq and is a predicted model, not a curated record. The coding region runs from base 342 to 638 and encodes 98 amino acids. Gene Ontology annotation, biological process: response to auxin. NCBI's taxonomy places the organism in Eukaryota, Viridiplantae, Streptophyta, Magnoliopsida, Rosales, Cannabaceae.